CGUUUGGUUCCAGGCAGGCAGCAGACAGACUGCAUCAUUUUUUGCACAGGCUGCAGCAGCAGCGGGGAGAGAGGGAGCAGGUGGAGAGUUCAGAGACUGCAGUGAAGCUGCCCUCGAGACAUGGCGGAUCAGUGCCUGUGAAUAAGCAAAAAAUCCCCAAGCUGCCUCCCCUCCGAGCCCCGGUUCGCUGGGCUGCUGCUGACAGGCCAAGGAGAAAGGAGAGAAGCGGCCAGAGGACAAAUGGUGCUGCAGCCUUUUCUUUGAUUUCCUCCCCUUCUUCUCCAUGUUGCAUCUCUCUUCAGUGCUUUAGUCAGUGUUGCUGCUGCUGCUAGCAGGAGCAUCCAGGGACAGUGCCAUCCAUCCCUCCCUCCCUUCCCCCCCACCCCCUCUCCAUCUAUCUGUCCAUCCAUCUAUCCAUCCACAAGGGCUAUGGCUGCAGAAGAGGUAUUGCAGACAGUGGAUCACUAUAAGGCUGAGAUCGAAAGGCUGACUAAGGAGCUCACCGAAACAACCCACGAAAAGAUCCAGGCAGCUGAAUAUGGGCUGGUGGUGCUGGAGGAAAAACUCACCCUGAAGCAGCAAUAUGACGAGCUGGAGGCUGAUUACGAUUGCCUUAAACAGGAGCUGGAGCAGCUGAGAGAGGCAUUUGGACAAUCAUUCUCAAUCCACCGCAAAGUGGCCGAAGAUGGUGAAACACGUGAAGAGACUCUCCUGCAGGAGUCUGCAUCAAAGGAAGCUUAUUACCUAGGGAAGAUUUUGGAGAUGCAAAAUGAGCUGAAACAGAGCAGGGCAGUGGUCACCAAGGUUCAAGCAGAGAAUGAGAGGCUCACUGCUAUCGUCCAUGACCUGAAAGAGAAUAACGAAAUGGCAGAGCUGCAGAGAAUACGGAUGAAAGACGAAAUUCGAGAAUACAAGUUCCGAGAGGCAAGACUUCUUCAGGAUUACACAGAGCUUGAAGAAGAAAAUAUCACUUUGCAAAAACUGGUGUCCACACUGAAACAGAACCAAGUUGAAUAUGAAGGUUUAAAGCAUGAGAUUAAACGAUUUGAGGAGGAAACAGUAUUGCUUAAUAGCCAGCUAGAAGAUGCCAUCCGAUUGAAGGAGAUUGCCGAACAUCAACUGGAGGAAGCCCUGGAGACUUUAAAAAAUGAAAGGGAGCAAAAGAACAAUCUGAGGAAGGAACUCUCCCAGUAUAUCAACCUCAAUGAUAGUAUGUACAGUAAUCACAUUAAUAUAUCGGUAGAUGGAUUAAAGUUUGCAGAGGAUGGGAGCGAACCUAAUAAUGAUGACAAAAUGAAUGGGCACAUCCAUGGGCCUCUUGUGAAACUGAAUGGAGAUUACCGGACUCCCGCAGUUAGGAAAGGAGAAUCUCUGCACCCAGUCUCUGAUCUCUUCAGUGAGCUCAACAUAUCGGAAAUGCAGAAAUUGAAGCAGCAACUUGUGCAGGUGGAGAGAGAAAAGGCUAUUCUCCUGGCCAACCUUCAGGAGUCCCAGACGCAGCUAGAACACACAAAGGGAGCCCUGACUGAGCAACAUGAGCGGGUCCACAGGCUCACAGAGCACGUCAACGCCAUGAGGGGACUGCAGAGCAACAAGGAGCUGAAAGUAGAGCUGGACUGUGAGAAGGGCCGAGACUCCAGCGAGGAAACUCAUGACUAUGAAGUAGACAUCAAUGGCCUGGAGAUCCUAGAGUGUAAAUACAAAGUGGCCGUGACAGAAGUGAUUGACCUUAAAGCUGAGAUAAAGGCCUUAAAGGAGAAAUACAAUAAAUGUGUGGAAACAUACACCGAAGAAAAGGCGAAGUAUGAGAGCAGGAUCCAGAGGUAUGAUGAGCAGGUGACGAACCUGGAAAAAUCAACUAAGGAAAGUUACGAGAAAAUGGUUCACAUAGAAAAAGAGUUGCAAAGGAUGACAAGCGUAGCGAAUGAAAACCAUAAUACCCUCAACACAGCCCAGGAUGAGCUGGUGACAUUUAGUGAAGAGCUGGCUCAGCUCUAUCACCAUGUAUGUUUGUGUAAUAAUGAAACUCCCAAUAGGGUCAUGUUGGACUAUUACAGGCAAAGUAGAGUCACUCGUAGUGGGAGCCUGAAGGGACCUGAUGAUCCUAGGGGACUCCUGUCUCCACGGCUCACCAGAAGAGGAACGGCAUCCCCGGUAGAAGCCAGGACCCCAACUGAGCAUGUUUCGAAAGAGAGCAUAGAGGCUGGCAAAGAACAAAGUCCAACCAAGACACCUACGAUUUCUCCUGUCAUCACGGCCCCUCCUUCCUCUCCAGUCUCUGACACCAGUGACAUACGCAAAGAGCCAAUGAAUAUCUACAACCUAAAUGCAAUAAUACGGGACCAAAUCAAGCACCUGCAGAAGGCUGUAGAUCGGUCACUGCAGCUGUCACGCCAGCGUGCGGCAGCACGUGAAUUGGUGCCCAUGAUUGAUAAGGACAAGGAGGCCUUAAUGGAAGAAAUACUGAAACUGAAGUCCCUGCUGAGUACAAAACGGGAGCAGAUAGCAACCCUGAGGGCAGUGUUGAAAGCCAACAAACAGACAGCUGAAGUGGCACUGGCCAAUCUGAAGAAUAAAUAUGAGAAUGAAAAAUCAAUGGUGACUGAAACCAUGACCAAACUGCGAAAUGAAUUAAAGGCUUUGAAAGAAGAUGCAGCAACCUUCUCAUCCUUGAGAGCAAUGUUUGCAACCAGAGGAGAACUGGAGAAGGGAGAUACAAGAUCUGUCGGAUCCCAGUGUGAUGAGUAUGUCACACAGUUGGACGAGAUGCAAAGGCAGUUGGCAGCUGCAGAGGAUGAGAAGAAGACCUUAAACUCUCUAUUGCGGAUGGCUAUCCAGCAAAAACUUGCCCUCACCCAGCGAUUGGAGGAUUUAGAGUUCGAUCAUGAGCAGUCCCGACGCAGCAAAGGCAAGCUUGGAAAGAGCAAGGACAGCCGCUCUAAAGUAAGUGAGGAAGCAUCAGCCACCGUGCCAACCAUAGACACUUUCCUCCUGCAUAGUCAGGGCCCACAGCAACCAAACUUACUGGUCAGCAGUGGCACUCAGAGGAAAAGACUAUUCUCACCUUCCCCUUGUGAUCAGAGCCAUCCCAGGACUUCAGGGACCUACCUACAGAAUAUAUUAAGAGCCCCCCUUGAUCCCACCUCCACAGAAUCAUUUCUUCUGAGGGGCCCCCCUUCCAUGAGUGAACUCAUCCAUGAGUACCGUCUCAGCAAGGAAAAAAGGUUAACCGUGGCCAUACCAGAUUAUCAGCAGCCUGCUGCCUCCAUACCACUACGCAGCUCACAACUAGCCAGGGGGCCAGACUGCCAGACUGUCAGCCAUACCCAUGAGGCGCAGAAACUGCAGGUUAGAAAAGGUCAUGAGGCCACAGCUGGACCCAGGUCAGGGGACCCCCCUGUACACCCGCCUGCAUCUAUAUGGAAUGCACCUCCCACAACGAGGUUUGACUGCUACAGGGGAGUCCGUAUCCACAGACCCCCAUCAGGGUCUCAUCAGGAAGGCAGAGAUCACUCACACAAACAUAAAAUCCUAAUGUAGCCCUUCCAGAAGAGCAGCCACAUUCCAGCUCUCAGUGUGCCCCUCUCAACUGUCUCUCCAAGCCUCCUCCUUAUUCCUAAUCUUCAGAUGCAACAUAAGAGAAAAAACAAACAAACAAACAAACGGGAGUGGAGCUCACACAACAAAGGUAUAAGUUGCUCCCAAGGAUUCAGUAGACAAUCCUGCCUUGUUGCUGCGUUGAUAACUCUGGAUUCAUACCCAAUGUUUUGUCAACCAAAUGUUGGUUGAGAAGAAGAACACAAAGCACAGAGCCCUGCCUGUCAAGAAGACUUUUUAUGGUUCCUCUAAUUAUAUUCAAACUUUGCUAUCACACCUGAAGUUUAGUGAAAUUUGACAAAGUGAGAAAAUGUUCCUCCCAGCUGCUUGGCUUUACCUCUGAAAUAUUGAGAGACUUAAGCCAAUAUUUUAAAAAAAAAGUUACAAAAUCCUAUUUUCACAUCCUCUACGUUCAGCCAUACGAACCAGUUCCGAUUUUCUUUUCUGUCAUUAAGAGUGUGAUAUUUAUUUUUACUUUAUUUGCACCAUAAUUUUGUGUUUAUAAAAUGUGGUCCUGGUUUUUGGAUUUUGUUUUGUUUCUCUUUUUGGUGAGAGUUGUAUUUAAUUCAUUUUAUUUUUAAAAGACAACCAGAAAUAGCUUAAGUUAAGAAUGAUUGAGUUGGUGUUUUAAAAAAAAAUGAUGAUUGUUAUCUUGGCCAGAGAGUAUGGCCUAUUUUUUUUAUUGCACAAAAACAUUGAAAAUGGGGUGAAUUGGAAUGUUAACAGUGACUUUGUAUUUUGCUGCUGCACUGAUAUUGUUUAUGCACUUGUUUUCUAAUUUCUAUUACACUAGCUGCUGGUUUUGUUCUAGGUCUUCACUGGAAGCUAAUUAUUAAACCUAAGAAGGAGAUUAAAGAAUGAUGCUUUGAUUUUCAUUCAGUUAUUUGCUUACAUUUUAAGUAUAUUUUUGCAUUUCAGACAAGUAGAUGAAUUGGUGCUUUUUCUGGGGGGUGUGGGGAGGGUUCUGUUUGGUAUCUGAGAAAGAAAAGCUAAAACAACGUGAAAUAAAUUGUUGUGUGUUAAUUAAAAUCUUCUGGUUUUGUUCCUGCUCCCAAAUUGAGGGUACUUGUUUGAGGCCUUACCAGUGAAAGGAUAAAGAGUAAGAAUGGUGAGGUUAUAUACAUUUAGCAUGAGAUUUUCUAUGGUGAAAUACCUCAUGCAUGUAGGGUUAAUGGCUUGGAUUGAAAUUGGCAGGAUUUUACUGUAGUGCAUUUUUUCCCUUGCCAAAUAUUAACAAAUACAGAACCUUAGCUCAUUGUCAGUUUAUGACAAAUACUCAGGUGACAUACGGUGCACAGUGUUCCUAGUUCAAGAAUCUCUCCUCUAAAGGCUAGAUAAAGCUGUGUUGCAGAGUAGUGGAUUUUCACAGCAAAAUGAAGGAUAGCUGAAUUUAUUUUGCACAGAAUCUGACAGCAAGGCGAGUAGCUAAAUAAACUGUGGUGUCUUAGCACCUUUGGGCUUCUUAUCUGAUCAUCAAGAUGGAAAAAUACAAGUACUGCCCAGUCGUUGCUAAUUAGCAUACUCCUUGCUCUUGGUCAGUGGCCUUAAUUUAUUUAAAGAAGAUAGGCAUUGAUAUUUCCAUGUUUCUGUCUGUUCCUUCUCUGCAGGGUUAAUAUGAUCCACAAGAUGGAACUACAAAUACAGCUUACUAUUUGCAGCAAUUAAAAAAGAAAAAUUGGUGCAGAUAUAGUUGGAAUAAUUCAAUAUAACUGAAUUUGAGGAAAUGAACACAGUCCUCCAAUACUAACAGUGCUUACCAAAUGUAAUAACAUACAGUAUAUAAGUGGAGGAAAAAAUCAGUGGCCAAUCAGUGUGCCUAACAAUCAUUACCAUAGUACCAGUAAUGAAGGUGCUGUAAAUAGAAGUAUUCUAAUGUAAUCAACAAUGUACACUAUAUAACCUUGUCAGAGCCAUUGAGCUAAUAUAACAAACCGUGUAGAAUCGGAGGUGGAGAAAAAUAGAAACAAAUUCAUGUAAAAGUCUAAUCAUACCAACCUAACAACUCUUUGCACUGUUUCUAUAUACGUUUCCAAGAUGUUCACUUCUUGUACUGCAUUCACAUAACUAUUUAGUGCCAUACAUAACCUACUCUUCUAACAGAAAAGUCUGAUAAAACUUGUUUAGCAUUAUCAUGCUGUUUUGGCACUAAGAUUAGCUGCUAUGUAGAUUUUUAUUAAAGAACUGUUUUGUCUGGGCAAAUGUUGCCUUUAAAAAGCACCUCGGAAUACCUGACGAUGUUAGAUCAGCGUAUUAUUAUUCCUCAGUGGUAGCAUCUGUGUCCAACAAAGAUAGCUACUGCAUAUCAGUUAAGUGAGAAAAGAAUUAGUAUUGCCACAUUGUAUACAGUUGCUGUAAACUGUAUUUAGAAUAUUAUCUCCUGUUUUCAUAUCCAAACCAGACAUCUGUUGAAACUACAAAGAACAUUUCUUUCCCCUAAUUUAAAAACAAAUUCUAAAAAAUCCUAUAUGGUUUACUUUCUUUUUAUAUAGAUAUGAAUCUGUGGAGAAAAUACUUGUUUUGAAAUAUUCAUUCAAUAAUAUAUUCAUUUUUAAUUGUGAUUUGCAAAGUAAAAUUAGCAACUCUGAAAGACUGUAAUGGUAUGCCUGUUUGGAUCAAGAGUUAUAGAGGAGUGUUCCAUGGAUUAGAAAUUUUGGUCAUGUUUUACAGAAAUAAGUAGGUUUUUUUUAAAGUUUUGAUUCUCCUGUGAUGCUUUAAUUCCUAACCAAUUUAUAAUUUUUUAAAUAUAAUAAAGCAAGAAUACAUGCUUGAAAUUUAAGAGAUCUAGGAAAGAACCAACUUAAAUGUAAAAAUGACUGUGGUUAUUGCAUUGUAAGAAAUAAAGCUUUGUAGGCCCCAGAGCAGUCUUGCCUUUUUUGUCAGUUCACUGGGGGAAAAAAGUAUCUUAAACUUCAGAAAACAUAAAGCCUUCUUGGUUAGAUGGUAAUUAGUGAUGUAAAGUUUUACCAAAUGUCUGGUAGGAAUUGUUUCUGAACACAGAAAAUCCAACUUGUUUUUAAUGUUGGCAAAAUGUUGUAUGUAGCCAUUUUUAAAAAUCAUUCCUAACAUGUUGCCAUCUAUCCUGAUUUUAAAAUGAAGGGAAAAAAAAGAAUACAUAUAUUCUUAGAGGUUAGGUAUACUUAGAAAUGCUGAUGUGUAUCCCCCACAGCAAAGAAACGCCUUUCAAAAGCUUGUCCAGACUUUCAUAUUUGAAAUGCAGCUAUUGUUCAUAAAGAGGGCCUUGGAGUCUCUGGUUCAGGUAGCCUAUAAAUGCAUGACCGUUUUGUCCUUUUUUCUGACCUUGGGAGAGUUGUUUCCUGAUAGAAACAAAUGAUCCAUGUCUGAACAGCCAGUUACUGGAAAAUUGUGGAAGGAAAACAAAAUAAACAGUGUAAAUCAAAUUCAGAUAUAAGGUGAGAAGAAAGUGAAUUAAUAGAAAAUUGUAAAACAGGGAAGUGGGGAAGAAUAUAUGUUCUACCAGCGUCAGAAGGUAUAGAAAGAGAAAAUAUAGAUUAUUUCCCAUCUCAAAUCAUGUAAGGGUCUUUGCCUUCAAGACAGAGGCAGCAGGGAGAUCCUUUUUAAUUGAUCUCUGACAGGUUGGCAUCUCCAUGCUUAUUCAACCCAAGUAGAAUUAAUGUAAUUAUAGCUAUACAGUAGGAUUAGUAGACUAAAACUGUUUAUUAUUAAGAUAAGGUGGAGAGUUUUAAUGCCAAGAUUAUGCUUCAGGUUUUUUCCUGUUUAAAAAUUUGGAGUGGUUUUAACCAUUUGCCAUACAUAUCUGUAAGCAAAAGGAGGAGGAUGUUUUAAAAGAUGAUAAAGACAUCACCAAUGAAGGCUGCUAACCUGAAAUCAUAUUAGUAUCAGUGUUUACGUAAAGCAGCUAGUUACAUGGGGAGCAAUCCUGCUUACACUGAAUGCAAUGCAAGCAGAACUGGGCCCAUAUUAUGCUAGCUACUUUAGAACUUCAACUGGCAUCAUUGGAGGAAUUUUGCGAUCAACUUCAGUAGAAAUGGAUUGAGUGCAUAAUGAGGUUAUAGAUUACACAAGCUCUUCAGAGGUCUAUACUCUUUCUUAAGUGAUACAUGUACAUCUGUUGGAGUUGCAGUAAAUUUAUUUCUUUCUGUACUAAAGAAGUCUUUAUUUGAAAAUGGCAGACACUGAUGUUUUACAUUUGAAGCAUGAUCAUUGCUUUAUUUACCUCUUUAAAAAUGAUAGCCAUCAAUUUACUUCAGUUUUUCUCCUGCUGUACAUGCAGUAUGUCUUAAGGAGACGUACAGUAUUCAGAACUUUUUCCACCAUUGAUGGUGUUGGGUUUUUUUAAUUUUUAAAUAUUUUGUGAAAAAGAAAUACACAAAAAAGCAACUAAUUGCCUUUAGCCUUAAGGCACAAAUGCACCUACAUAUGCAAUAUAAAGUUUGUGCAUGAGAUUCUUUAAAUCAUGUAGCCUUUUCCAUAAGUAUGAUGAUGAAGCUAGAGAAUUCUUUUUUCUUGUACGAUUCCCUUAUUCCCUGCUUCAGAAAUGCAAGACGGAUGUUACACAGAAUCUGUACCUUACAUCAUAAGCAUGGUUUAAAUCCUCCUUGCAUUUUAAUCUUUUUCCUGUGGAGUUCUUGAAAAUCCCCCUCUAUUAAAUCUAAAGUCAACAAAGUGACAAACUGACAUGAGAUAAAGGAAAAUUCCCAUAUUCUAUAAAUGUAGUUCAUUUGUUGUCAGACUCUGGGUGAUGGGGCCUUGGGUUUCAAUUACUGUCUUUAUAUGGAGGUGUUUGUUCUGCUCAUCAUUAUUAUGCUGUAAUAGAAACAGUGGAGAUUAUUGUAUGGUUUUUCUCAGCAUUAGUAAACAUGGUUAAACAAAUGGUUUUUUUAUUAAAACUUGUGUUUGAUUUAAAAGGUGUGCUGGAGAUUAAUGAACAAAAGAGGCUGACCCAAAUGAACUGGUUUGCUAGCUGGUUCAUUUAAUCAGCUGUGAAGAAGAAAUAAGAAAAAUCUAGCUUUUAAAAUGGUUACUAUUAUUGUUAUUAAUUAUUAUUAUUUAUUUGUUUAUUAUUCACAGGUAUGGCUUUGUGCACCAUGCCAGUGGGUAAAUUAAGUGCAUCUCAUUAAUUAUUGCCCUACUAAUUUCAAGCCCUAUGGUUUGACUGUUAAAGGGUUAAUUAACUUGAUCCUUUGGGGAAAAAAUGUAAAAAACAAAAAAAUCUGAUGUUUUGUGACUUUUAUAAUCUACUGAACAUUUCCAUUUGCAUGAUGAUCUGUAUCUAACAAACCAUACCAAUUGCCGUGUUAAUUUCCAAAUAGUUUUAACAUUGGUGAUAUUUGUGACAAACACAAAUUUGUAUACUGUAUGUUUACUGCUGUUAUGACUUGGCUACUCCUAUGUUGAAUUGAAAUUAUGUUGUAAUGCCUUCCUGGGCUUAAAUGAUGGAGUGUUUCUGGAUGGUGAAGAAUACAAAAGUAUAUGUGCUCAUUGACUAAAAUAUUGAACAUGAGAAACUCUUCUUGUUGCUACCUUUUGUUUAAAAGCAAAAAAUGGUGAAUAAUUCUUGGUUCCAAAAAUGCAUCAUUUGUAUUUCAAGUUAACAUAAUCCCCAUGUUAACCCUUCCCUGCCAUGUUUCUUAUACCUAUAGAUAAUCCUAGGUGAAUGCCUUGUGAGGGAUUCAUAAAGUAUGUGCUUGUACAUAUGUAGUAUGACGAUGCAGUCACAUGAUUGAGAAAAACAAUCCAGUGCUGAAGAAAUCAAUUAAAA
Molecule: messenger RNA, 9337 nt
Organism: Mauremys reevesii (Reeves's turtle)
Lineage: Eukaryota; Metazoa; Chordata; Testudines; Geoemydidae
Gene: BICD1
Product: BICD cargo adaptor 1
Exons: 12
Coding region: 430-3540 (1036 amino acids)
Biological process (GO): positive regulation of receptor-mediated endocytosis; regulation of microtubule cytoskeleton organization; microtubule anchoring at microtubule organizing center
Cellular component (GO): cytosol; Golgi apparatus
Molecular function (GO): cytoskeletal adaptor activity; dynactin binding; dynein intermediate chain binding
Source: RefSeq, a predicted model, not a curated record